CCUCCCCCCAAAUGCUAGGCAGAGAGAUCUGCUAUCGAGUCUCGUGUCUGAUCGAUCAGGAACAGUAACACGGGAUGCCUAUACAAGGCAGGUAACUACAUUACCCGACGACAUGAUAACGCUAUGACUCUGUGAUUUGGGUUUGUUGGCGGAUGGCGCCAGAUUCGCAAAAACUUGCGGCAAUCCUGAUAGGUAGGACCAAUGGAUAUUUCCUUUCUUCCCUUCUUCUUUCUCUUUUUCUUCUUCUUCUCUCCCUCGGCCAGGACACGCCGGCAACAAGGGCAUGGGCCGGCAGGACACGCAGGUUGGAUGGAUGGGACAGGGCCUGUCGACUUUCUGUAACGGGGGUUUUCGUGGGUGGCGGUAGUGUAGGAUCAGUGCCAAGACAGGGACCUUCUUAGCCGUGGCCGUCCAGCGAACCGUUGAACCUGAGGCCUGGUCAUAUACAUAUGUACCUACAUACUUACGAUGCCAACAACCCCUGCCCCUGCUCUGCGCGCGCCCCCGGCGGAGAAGCUGUCCCAAU
Durotheca rogersii is the source of this 526-nucleotide messenger RNA. RefSeq lists its product as uncharacterized. Lineage: Eukaryota; Fungi; Ascomycota; Sordariomycetes; Xylariales; Xylariaceae. Bases 153 to 401 code for a protein of 82 amino acids. The record is from RefSeq and is a predicted model, not a curated record. The transcript has 3 exons.